Phacochoerus africanus (Common warthog) is the source of this 1179-nucleotide messenger RNA. Its product is annotated as PIN2/TERF1-interacting telomerase inhibitor 1-like. The record is from RefSeq and is a predicted model, not a curated record. Gene Ontology annotation, molecular function: nucleic acid binding; telomerase inhibitor activity. NCBI's taxonomy places the organism in Eukaryota, Metazoa, Chordata, Mammalia, Artiodactyla, Suidae. Gene Ontology annotation, biological process: regulation of ribosome biogenesis. Gene Ontology annotation, cellular component: nucleolus.
AGAAAAUAUUACAGUAGGUUCUCAGUAAGUCGGACGCACCGGAGCCGAAGUCGCUCAGGUUCCGAAGCCCUUGGUGUCACAGGCUCCGCGACAUGUCGAUGCUGGCUGAGCGUCGGCGGAAGCAGAAGUGGGCUGUGGAUCCGAGAAACACUGCAUGGAGUAAUGACUCCAAGUUUGGCCAGAGAAUGCUAGAGAAGAUGGGAUGGUCUAAAGGAAAGGGUUUAGGGGCUCAGAAGCAAGGAGCCACAGAUCAUAUCAAAGUUCAAGUUAAAAACAACCACCUGGGACUUGGAGCUACGAUCAAUAAUGAAGACAACUGGAUUGCUCAUCAAGAUGAUUUUAACCAGCUUUUUCUGGCUGCACUGAACACUUGCCAUGGGCAGGAAACAGCAGACUCCUCAGACAACAGAAAGAAAUCUUUCAGCCUUGAAGAGAAGUCCAAAAUCUCCAAAAACCUUGUUCAUUAUAUGAAAUUCACAAAAGGGAAGGAUCUCUCAUCUCGGAGCAAAACAGAUCUUGACUGCAUUUUUGGAAAAAGGCAGAAGAAGACUCCUGAGGAGACGUCCAGCCCCGCCACUCCAGAGGGGACUGACACCUCCACCACGACCACCAGUGCCUUCACCAUCCACGAGUACUUUGCCAAGCGCAUGGCAGAGCAAAAGAACAAGCUGCAGGACACCGCUGAGGGGCCAGGUGUUUCAGAGACUCCCCUGCGGAGCAAAAGGGGAAAGAAGAGAAAGAAAGAGGCGAAAGACGAAAGUGUGGAAAACGGCAUCCAGCCCAAGGCCAAGAAGAAGAGAGCCCGAGCUGAGUGGCAGCUUGGAGACCCUGGCAGGGACGAGAAUUCUGGUGUCUCCGCUGAGGACGGAGAGGAUAGCAGGGAGGUACUCAGUGACCAGGACUUUCCCCUGAAGCCCAGAAGAAGGAAAGAAAAGAAAAAGCUACCAAAGUCAGUUGAGGCAGCAGUGGCCGGUAUGCUAGAUGAAACGCCAGUGAAAAAGAAGAAGAAAAAGAAAGAUUCUGAGUAAAUCUCUGAGCCAGGGCCUCCGGACCCCUCUGCCACCGGGGCUGCCACGCCAGCUCCUCGGGCUCAGUCAGCAGGGCUCCCAGGCACACAAUCCCCGACAUGCCCGGCCCCUGCCGUGUCUCGCCCUCACCACAUUGUCCCACAUCCCAUUC